AUGGAAAAGUCCGCAAAAAGGAAGCAAAUCGAAAAGUUUAUGAAAUUAAUCGUCCAACAACUCACACCUUAUACUAGACACCCGAGGCUGAGGUCUGGGCAGACUGAAUCCACCAUCAAAACUGACAAUAUGGCUUCCUUCUCCUCUUCCUCUACUAGCGUGAUCACCGUCCUCUUGCUGCUCUUGCCCGUCCUCCUUGCGCCGCCGGCGAGUGCCGUCCCUGUACUUGCCGCAUGCAAGACCGUCGGCGGCGGGAGCACCUACUUCGACGUCACGUUCUGCCUGGAGGCCCUAGGCUCCGUCGGCGGUGGCGGUCUCUACCGAGACCUCGCCGCCGCUGCCGUGGGCCUCCUCGCUGCCAACGCCACCAGCACGGAGGCCAAGAUCGGCCGUCAGCUUGGGGAGAGCGGCGUGAAGAUUAAGGCGGGGGACGCGGCCCUGGCGCGGCCCCUCCGGUCGUGCCUGUCGCUGUACGGCGGUAUAGUGCACGGUGGGCCUGCGUGCGCUGCCGCGGUCAAGGGCGGGAAGUUCGGCGAUGCGACGGCGAUCCUGGAGAAGGCAGCGGCCGCAGCGAAGGAGUGCGAGGACGGGUUCAGGAGGAGCAACGCGGCUUCGCCGCUGACGGCGGAGGACGAUGACGCGUUCAAGCUCGCAAAGCUCGGCGUCGCGUUGCUCGGUUUCGCUUGAGAGCGCGGAAAUGAAUAUUGUUGUUUUGAAUAAAAUAAAUAUUUGCAUAUACUAUA
Triticum aestivum (bread wheat) is the source of this 743-nucleotide messenger RNA. RefSeq names its product putative invertase inhibitor. Gene Ontology annotation, molecular function: enzyme inhibitor activity. NCBI's taxonomy places the organism in Eukaryota, Viridiplantae, Streptophyta, Magnoliopsida, Poales, Poaceae. The transcript has a single exon. The record is from RefSeq and is a predicted model, not a curated record. The coding region runs from base 1 to 687 and encodes 228 amino acids.